Messenger RNA from Volvox carteri f. nagariensis, 712 nucleotides. It is a transcript of the gene rpl37A, whose product is annotated as component of cytosolic 80S ribosome and 60S large subunit. Gene Ontology annotation, molecular function: structural constituent of ribosome. Gene Ontology annotation, cellular component: ribosome. Gene Ontology annotation, biological process: translation. The record is from RefSeq and is a predicted model, not a curated record. NCBI's taxonomy places the organism in Eukaryota, Viridiplantae, Chlorophyta, Chlorophyceae, Chlamydomonadales, Volvocaceae. The coding region runs from base 29 to 307 and encodes 92 amino acids. The transcript has 4 exons.
UUGCUCCUGAAAGGACUCAAGUGCAAAGAUGUCGAAGCGCACGAAGAAGGUCGGCAUCGUCGGGAAGUACGGUACUCGCUAUGGUGCGAGUCUCCGUAAGGUCAUUAAGAAGAUGGAGGUCAGCCAACACUCCAAGUACUUCUGCCACUUCUGCGGCAAGUUCUCCAUGAAGCGCCAGGCGGUUGGCAUUUGGGGCUGCAAGGCUUGCGGCAAGGUGCAGGCUGGUGGUGCAUACACCCUCAACACUGCCUCUUCGGUGACCGUCCGGUCUACGAUCCGCCGUCUUCGUGAGCAGGUUGAGGCCUAAGCGGGUGCUGGCUUCAUGUGUUGUAACAUGAAAGCGAACUCGCCCUUGCUCCCUGACCCCAUCCCCAAGAAGCAUGAUUGCUGUACGGAAUGGUUCUAGUGCUGCAGACAGGCAGAUUUACCGCGUACAGUGUGAUAUUUGUGCCUCGGUGGGAUGUUGAUGUCAGCGCUUGACAGCUGUGGACAAACGUUAAGGCAUCCUGCACAUGUCUUUUGCUGGAAGGAAGCAAGGAUAGAAACAUGGAUUAGCAGCUAUUAAGGGCAAUCGCUUGCUUGCUUGCUGUUCUAGUAGAGGUCAAGAACGCUGAAUUGCAGUGCAGGCGUGUCCAAUGGUUCCCUCGCGAAAGCCACAAAAUUGGCCAAGGCAGAACACUAUGGGGAAAAUCUGUAACAUCAAGUGCGAUGG